AUGCCAGGUAGCUCUGACGACGAGCGUGACUCGCGCACUGCUGCUGUGGGUGUAUCGCGCUCACAAUCCAAUUCUAGUGCCUCUGCCUCGCAAACGAGGCCCAAAAAUCGUGCUACCAGAAAAAAAACGAAGAACCCAGCGAAGAAAAAUUUGCAAGACGUGAUACCGCGCGGAGGCACAUUCACUACCACUCCUUUGGAUGUAGACCAAGAAGACGCCACUUCCUCGUCCGAGUCACACUCAUCAAACAGCGAGAAUGAGAAUGCCAAUGGCGCCACGAAGCCGACCCAGAACAAAGCCGCGAUCAAUUGGAACCAAGCAAGCCGCAGUGCCAUCCGUACAACCCUCGGGAAAAGGAAGACGCCCUCCGUCCCUGCUCAGGAUAAAACAGCGUUCGAUGCAGUCAACGACAAAUAUUUUCGAAGUCGAAGCGCUUCCGAGUCAGAGGAUGAGGCGCAAGAGAACCAGCCUGUUAAGAUUUCGAACGAACAUCAGGACGAGGACGACCAUUCAAAGACCUAUUUUGUCUACGACUCGGAGGGCUCAGAGAGCGGGGAAGUCUCUGAAGGCGGUGACUCGGUGAUGCUGAAUAUCGGGCAUCCAAGUGUUGAGAAUGAUACGCUUGGUGAUUCUGAAGCCGCGGCAUUAAGCAAUGGUUCCGCGCUAACAAAAGAUGGCGGACAUGCUCCUAAAGAUUCAUUUUCGUACCGAUCAAAAGCUGCAGCAUUGGCAGAUUUCACCUCUAGAUACAAAGUCGUGCCAGCGGUCCUUGCGGAUCUUAAACCAAAGGACCUUCAAAUACAGGCUCGCUAUUUUUUUAUCGACCGCAACAUCAAUGAUAUUGACCUCUCGAUGCCUAUUUCUUGCACUGAAUGUUUAGAAAAAGGCCAUCUUGCUUUUAUCUGUCCAACAAAGGAGUGUCUAAAUUGCGGCGCGUGGGAUUUGCACGAAGACCGGCUUUGCCCAACCGUAAGACGGUGCCAAAAGUGCCGAGAAGUUGGCCAUGAUGUUGAAGAUUGUCAAUCACUCUUGAAAUCCUCGGCUGCAGAAACACCGUGUGAAUAUUGUGGUUCCGACACCCACUUAGAACUGGACUGUGAUAAGUUGUGGAAGUUUCCCAGACAACAGCCACUCGAUGGUCCUAUCAAAGUGUCGAUAUCUUGCAGUUAUUGCACUAACAAAAAUCAUCUCUUGGGCGAUUGUCCAUCGAAAAAGGUCCCCACCACAUCUAGCACGUUCUCUAUCAAGGCUUAUGAGCCUUCUACGAUUACGAAUCUAAAUUCUAUCCUUGGACCUCGGAAAGCUGACCAGACGGGGAUGCGCAUCCGCGGCCGCGGUGACCAGCCCCAACCUGCGCAAGAUGAUGACAACAUGCUUGCACUGCACAACCCUCAGGCACAAAGGCCCCAGGGAGGUCGAGGCAAAAUCCAGAUCAAAGGCCUUGGACAAGAUAGAAGCUUCGGUGGAGGACCUCCCCCUCUUCCUCGUGAGCCUCCACCGCCCGGUCCUCCACCAUUUCAACCCAGGGACUACCGAGAUCGGGGACAGGCUUACAACCCCCGAGAGCGUUCGCGCUCGCCAAAACUGCCACUAAAGCCAUUUGGUGUUCACUCCCAAGGAAACCGUAAACCUGGGCCACCUCCGUGGGCUACACGGGGUGGUGGUGGCGGAGGCCGAGGUCGCGGAAGAGGACGAGACCAAUAUCGCCCCGGUCGGCCUUAA
Talaromyces rugulosus is the source of this 1722-nucleotide messenger RNA. RefSeq lists its product as uncharacterized. Bases 1 to 1722 code for a protein of 573 amino acids. The transcript has 2 exons. Gene Ontology annotation, molecular function: nucleic acid binding; zinc ion binding. The record is from RefSeq and is a predicted model, not a curated record. NCBI's taxonomy places the organism in Eukaryota, Fungi, Ascomycota, Eurotiomycetes, Eurotiales, Trichocomaceae.